Telopea speciosissima is the source of this 1842-nucleotide messenger RNA. RefSeq names its product probable WRKY transcription factor 3. The transcript is spliced from 4 exons. NCBI's taxonomy places the organism in Eukaryota, Viridiplantae, Streptophyta, Magnoliopsida, Proteales, Proteaceae. Gene Ontology annotation, molecular function: sequence-specific DNA binding; DNA-binding transcription factor activity. The record is from RefSeq and is a predicted model, not a curated record. The coding region runs from base 195 to 1742 and encodes 515 amino acids. Gene Ontology annotation, biological process: regulation of DNA-templated transcription.
UUUUGUCACUUAUUUCCAGAUCUGCAGAAGCAAACGAAGAAGAAAAAAAAAAGAGCAGAGAGGGAAAACCCAGAAAGAUUUUCUUUCUGUAAGAGAGAGAGAGAACGAAAAAAAGGGAAAAAGCGUUUCUGGGUCAGAAGAAAAAACCCAUCAAUGGCGGCUUAAGAAUUAGGACAAGCACACAAUCAUCAGAAAUGGCUCAAAAGGAGGGAGUUUCAAGAACACCUGGUCCUUCUCGUCCAACGAUUGCUCUCCCACCACGUUCUACUUUCGAGAAUUUCUUCAUCGGAGGAGCUGGUGCUAGCCCAGGUCCCAUGACGCUGGUAUCUAAUUUCUUCUCUGAUAAUGAUCCUGAGUCGGAUGUUCGGUCGUUUUCUCAGCUUCUCGCUGGGGCUAUGGGUUCGCCGGUGGCGGUUACGGGGUUCCGACCAAGUUUGUUGACGGAGAAUUCUUCCUCCAAGGAAAGGGAGACAGGUGAUGGAGUUGAAAGAGAUUCUCGUCUUAAGCAGAGUAAUCCGUUAAGUAUGGUGAUUGCUCCGUCGCCUUUUUUUACAGUUCCACCUGGUUUAAGCCCUACUACCUUGCUUGAUUCACCUAGGUUCUUCUCACCUGUUCAGGGGCCAUUUGGAAUCUCCCACCAACAGGUCCUGGCACACGUCACAGCGCAGGCUGCUCAGUCCCAAUCUCAGAUGCACCGCCAAGUUGAAUAUGCAUCUUCUCUAUCAGCAGCUCCUACAGCUUCAAUGGCGCAGCAUUCAUCCUUCCCUUCCAAUGCAACUACACAUGAGCAUGCACCUUUAUCUUCAGAUCCCAAUAGCAAUGUAAUGGAAUCAUCAGACUUGUCUCAGUCUGAUCAGAGAUCCCAACCUCUUACUGUUGAUAAACCUGCUGAUGAUGGUUACAAUUGGCGGAAAUAUGGGCAGAAGCAGGUGAAGGGCAGUGAAUAUCCUCGGAGCUACUAUAAAUGUACUUUCCCCAAUUGUCCCGUAAAAAAAAAGGUUGAGCGAUCUCUUGAUGGCCAAGUAACUGAGAUUAUCUACAAGGGCCAGCACAACCAUCAGCGACCUCAAUCGAACAAGCGAGGGAAAGAAAGUGGAAAUCAAAAUGGAAACUUACACUUUCAGGGGAAUCCUGAAGUUGGUUCUCAGUUUCACUCUGGGGGCUUAAGCAGAUCAAAUGAGACUUUACCUGCUACUUCACUCUCUAGGAGAGAUCAGGAAUCUAGCCAAGCCACACAAGAACAAUUAUCUGGUUCAAGUGAUGGGGAAGAAAUGGGUGAUGCUGAAACAAGAGCAGAUGAAGGGGAUGAGGUUGAACCUGAUCCUAAGAGACGGCACACAGAGGUACGGAUUUCAGAGCCGCCUUCUUCACAGAGGACAGUUUCAGAACCCAGGAUUAUUGUGCAGACAACCAGUGAAGUAGAUCUUUUGGAUGAUGGCUAUCGGUGGCGGAAGUAUGGCCAGAAAGUGGUCAAAGGAAAUCCUCACCCAAGGAGUUAUUACAAAUGUACAAAUGCAGGAUGUAAUGUCCGCAAACAUGUGGAGAGAGCUUCAACAGACCCAAAAGCUGUCAUAACGACGUAUGAAGGGAAACAUAAUCACAACGUGCCAGCAGCUAAGAACAGCAGUCACAACACAGUCAACAGUAACUUGUCACAGUUAAGACCGCCAACUGCUGUGGCUGAGAAACAUCCCUUGCUUAGAACGGAUAUUGGAAACAAUGAACAACAGCUACGGUUAUAAGAAUAGCAAAUUACUUAGUUUUUUGGUCCUUCUGACAAGAAUGAAGGUAUAGCACAAAUUGGCUAGGGAAAUUUACUUGCUGUCAAGCAGAUGUGUGGUG